AUAACGUACGAGCCGGUAGUGAGAGUGUGUGUCAGAGGAGGCGGGGUUUCGUCUCCUCCUUCUGCCCAACAUCAUCCUGUUCCUCCCUAGUGAUGUAUCGGCGUGCGGUGCACCUGUUUUCUGUACUAUUUAGGUCAAUGGCCGCUCAAAUGCUCUAUUUUAACCACUGUCAUCAUCAGUAGCCUCGCGGAAAGGUCGAGACGAGGUGUUCGGUGUCACCUGAGAGCCCGAGGCCUCGCUUCACUGUGAUUUAAGGAGAGGAUGUGGUAAUUUCUUCCCCCGGGGAGCAGCAGUGAGACAGCAUCUUUCCCGGGUGACACAUCAUUAUCUGUACGAGUGGACAAGCCUCGUAGGACGCCAUGUCGGACAAAAGUGACCUAAAAGCAGAGCUUGAGCGCAAGAAGCAGCGCCUCGCCCAAAUCAGGGAGGAAAAAAAGAGAAAGGAGGAGGAGAGGAAGAAGAAAGAGGUAAGGAAAAAAACAGAGAGCCAGCAGAAGGCUGAGGUGACUCCAGAGGAUUCAGACCUGGACAGAAAGCGCCGGGAGACUGAGGCCCUCCUUCAGAGUAUUGGUAUAUCACCGGAGCCUCCUCUUGUCCAUUUUUUGCAGCCUUUAAUGUUAGAUUCAUGUUACUUUCAUUAUUUAGUCCCGACCCCUGUGUCCCCCUCCAAAUCAGUGAGCACGCCCAGUGAGGCGGGGAGCCAGGACUCAGCCGAUGGAGGCCCGGCAGGCAGGUCAGGUUUGUCUAAAAACAAGUCCCAAGCACAGAGCACAAGGACGCUGCAGUGGGACACAGACCCUUCUGUGCUGCAGCUGCAGGCUGAUUCAGAGCUCGGGCGGAGGAUGCAGAAGCUGGGGGCCUCCAAGAUCACACAGGUAGACUUCCUUCCCAAAGAGGUGGUGUCUUACAGCAAAGAGACACAGACGCCGCUCGCUGCCCACCUGUCUGAAGAGGAGGAGGAGGAAGAUGAAGAGAUGAUGGAGCCAAAGCCAGGCCCCGAGUCAGAGCCGCAGGAUGAAGACGACAACAAAGAAAACAAAGAAGGCUCAUUUUCAGUGCUGAGGGAGCUGACAGAGGAGGAGAGACAGCAGAUCCUUCACUCCUCGGAAUUUCAGAGCUUCUUCGACUGCAGCAUCCGAGUGAUGGAGCGUGCUCUGGCUGAAGACGGUGACAUCUUCUUUGACUACAGCGGCCGUGACCUGGAGGACAAAGAGGGAGACUCAGGCAGUGGCUCCAGUCUCUCCUGCAGUCGGCUCUUCUAUGACGAACACUGGUCGAAACACCGCGUUAUCACCUGUCUUGACUGGUCUCCUCAGUAUCCAGAGUUGUUGGUUGCUUCCUAUAACAACAAUGAAGAUGCUCCUCAUGAACCGGACGGCGUUGCCCUGGUGUGGAACAUCAAAUUUAAGAAGGCCACCCCCGAGUACAUUUUUCACUGUCAGUCUCCUGUAGUCUCUGUGGGCUUUGCCAGGUUUCAUCCCAACCUGGUGGUGGGAGGAACUUACUCGGGACAGAUUGUUCUGUGGGACAACCGCAGUCACCGCCGGACGCCUGUCCAGAGGACUCCUCUAUCUGCUGCUGCACACACUCACCCGGUGUACUGCGUUAACGUGGUCGGCACCCAGAAUGCCAACAACCUGAUCACAGUGUCUACAGACGGCAAGAUGUGCUCCUGGAGUCUGGACAUGCUCUCCCAGCCACAGGAGACGAUGGAACUAGUGUACAAUAAAUCCAAACCGGUAGCUGUGACAAGCAUGGCGUUUCCCAUGGGCGACGUCAACAACUAUGUGGUGGGAAGUGAGGAGGGCACAGUCUACACGGCGUCCAGACACGGCAGUAAAGCAGGUAUCUGCGAGAUGUUUGAGGGCCACCAGGGGCCAGUGACGGGCAUCAGCUGCCACAGCGCAGUGGGCACCGUUGACUUUUCCCACCUCUUCAUCACAUCUUCAUUUGACUGGACUGUCAAACUCUGGAGCACCAAGCACAACAAGCCUCUGUACUCGUUUGAGGACAACGCCGACUACGUGUAUGACGUCAUGUGGUCACCUGUGCACCCGGCGCUCUUUGCCUCCGUGGAUGGCAUGGGCCGCUUAGACCUGUGGAACCUUAACAACGACACUGAGGUACCGACUGCGAGCGUGAUGGUCGAAGGUGCGUCGGCCCUCAACAGGGUCCGCUGGUCCUCAGGUGGGAAGGAAGUAGCUGUGGGAGACUCAGAGGGCCGAGUGUGGAUCUACGACACUGGAGAGCUGUCAGUGGCUCACACAGACGACUGGGCACGCUUUGCCCGAACCCUGAUGGAGAUCCGUGCAAACCGGGCAGACGGCGAGGAGGAGGGGCCUAUGGAGCUGGCUUCAUAGAGCAGGACUCCAACCGAAGUGGAUUGAAUCGGAGAAUCAGCGUGCUUUUAUUGGUGUCACUGUAGCAUGUGCUUUUCACUCUUUUCUGUAAUGUUUCUUCACCUUUUAGGUUUUUCACGUUCCUCUCUGGUCCACUGUUUGUUUUUUUCCACAUUGUCCCUGCUGUGAAAUGUCUUUUAAUGGGUGAACGGUCCACUCCUGAUGUUUUGUCCCCCCCUUAUUUAUUUGUUUAUUGACUCAAGAGCCUACAGCAUAUACAAAGUGGCUUAGUCUUAUAGCCUUACAAAGAUAUGUGUACUGUAUCAACGCUUUGCACUACUGAAAAGAAAUAAAGCAGGGUCCAUAGACUAGUCGUGUAUUGUUUACAAAAAAAACCUCACAUUUAAUUUACGUUGUGCUUCUCUGUACUGAGCCUGCAUGUGACACAUUCCUGAAAUAUUCCCGCUGCAUAGACGUGGAGUUUGUAUGGUGACGUUUUCACACGUGGCUGCUUUACGUCAGUGUUUCAGGUCAUGGAUGUCAGAAAAACACGCAGAAAAGUGGGGUUUGGGCACUGAGUCUUUUGUUCCGAAUAAGAGGCACAGCUGCAUAAUCUUUCACCGAGUCUUACAGCUAACGAGAGGUGCAGUAUAUUGUAAUGCAGAGUGCUCGCUGUGAAACCUGCUAUGUUUGCCAUUAAAGCAUAGCUGAUGAACUCA
This is a messenger RNA of Solea solea (common sole), 3058 nucleotides long. RefSeq names its product cytoplasmic dynein 1 intermediate chain 1 (gene dync1i1a). Gene Ontology annotation, molecular function: dynein heavy chain binding; dynein light chain binding. Gene Ontology annotation, biological process: transport along microtubule. The transcript is spliced from 18 exons. The record is from RefSeq and is a predicted model, not a curated record. NCBI's taxonomy places the organism in Eukaryota, Metazoa, Chordata, Actinopteri, Pleuronectiformes, Soleidae. Gene Ontology annotation, cellular component: cytoplasmic dynein complex. The coding region runs from base 360 to 2360 and encodes 666 amino acids.